AUGAAAAAGAGAUUCCUUGAAAAAUACUUUCCAGGUUCAAAAUCAUCCACUCUAAAGAAAGAAAUCAGCAACAUUGAACAAAAUAGUGAUGAAUCAUUUUAUGAGUAUUGGGAAAGAUUUAAAAGGUUGUGUGCGAGCUGUCCCUAUCAUGGGUACCACGAUGAAGAUCUCAUUAUGUAUUUUUAUAAUGGGCUUGUCAAUGAUGAUGUAAGAAUGAUAAAGGCAGCUAGUGGAGGUUCCAUUCUCAAUAACACACCGGAAGCUGCAAGGGCAUUGAUAGAAGAACUGGUUAAAGGUUCUACGCAAUUUAACAAGAUAUCCCACGAUAAAAGAGCAAUUAGAGAAAAUGUUAGCACCGAGUCUAAGGUUGGCAAACUAGAAGAUCAAAUGCAAGCAUUAACAUCAAUGAUGAGAGAUUUCAUGGUUAAGGAAAAAGCACAACAAGUGACGUCAUGCGGCAUUUACUCUUUUAAUCAUCCUACAGAUUCUUGCCCUCAGUUACAAGAAGAAGGGUGGAGAGACCAUCCAAAUCUCAAGUAUGGGAAUCCAUCAGGAAAUCAACAACAUCAUCAAGAACUAUCAUUCUUCAAGCCACAACAACAAUCCUAUCCUAGACCCCCACAUCACGAUCAAGGAUCAAGUUCAAAUUCUAAUAUGUCCACCGAAGAAAUGUUGAACACUCUAACAAAGAACAUAAUUCAAUUCCAAGAUGAGACUCGUUCCAGCAUCAAGAACAUUGAAAGACAAAUGGGUCAAAUCUUAGGAGCAGUUAGCAAGUUAGAGGCUAGAGAUUCAGAAAAGUUGCCAUCACAAACAUAA
This is a messenger RNA of Amaranthus tricolor (Joseph's coat), 819 nucleotides long. RefSeq lists its product as uncharacterized. The transcript has 2 exons. The record is from RefSeq and is a predicted model, not a curated record. Bases 1 to 819 code for a protein of 272 amino acids. Lineage: Eukaryota; Viridiplantae; Streptophyta; Magnoliopsida; Caryophyllales; Amaranthaceae.